Messenger RNA from Vanrija pseudolonga, 678 nucleotides. RefSeq lists its product as uncharacterized. The transcript has a single exon. The record is from RefSeq and is a predicted model, not a curated record. NCBI's taxonomy places the organism in Eukaryota, Fungi, Basidiomycota, Tremellomycetes, Trichosporonales, Trichosporonaceae. The coding region runs from base 1 to 678 and encodes 225 amino acids.
AUGGACCUCCGCCCCCGGGUGCUCGUCUUGCGCAAUAUGACCCUCUUCCUUUGCGACGAGGAGAAACUCUGGGAUUGGCAAGAGAUGGACGAGCAGGGAAGCCUGUUCGAGACCGAGGCGAUGCUUGAGGAGGAGGCGAUCGACUCCGUCGAGCGACUCGUCUGCGUCCUCACCGACGUGCAGAUUGAGUCAAGCCCAAACGGCCACCCUACGACGGUAAAUAUCUUGCGCCUUAUCGGCCAGAGCACAACCGACGUAACCUUCGUAUUCUGGAGCCCUCACCGCCACGCAGAGUUCAUGAUCGGCUUCUACCAAGAAGACAUAGUCGGAAUUUGGCUGCAGUGCCUGGCCGGAGAGCUCGCCAGUUCUCAACUCGAGGACUGCGCAGUCACAUUUGUCAAUGCUGGUGCUGUAUGGUGGCGUGGCGCCGAGUACGUUGACGACGGGCAGUCGGAGGAAGGCGAGGGAGACGACGACGCCGACUAUGAUCCCGACACCAAACAACGGCGCGUCGAGCGCUGGAUCCGCUCCGAGGUGGCCGACAGUAGCAGUGAUCUCAACGACGAGACGGCAGCCCGCCGUCAAGACUCGAUCCGUUUCCUCAGCAUGGGCGAGUAUCUCGCUGAGCCGGGCGUGCUGGACGUGUUUGACCCGGCCGAGAUUGCAGGAUGGCUGUGA